GGUCUUUUCUUUUUACCGAAACAAUAUUUUUAUCGGGUCGAGAAAAUGUUAUGAUACCCGACCCGUUACGGGGAGAAAAUAAACGAGAAAAGUCUCGAGAAAAAGAAAAGCAUCGAUAAUCUCAAAAAGUUUUUGGUUUGAUUUGGGAAUUCGUGCGCGGCUGUGGCAGAGGCCAAACCCACCCGUGUACCAUCCGUCGGAUCCACCAAACCAAAGUCUCAUCUCUCUCUCUCUCUCUCUCUCUCUCUCUCUUCUUCUUCGUUUUCUUCUCGAACAAAUUCCUCUGCUUUGGCAUUUUAGGGUUUCUCAAAUUUUGACGCUUUCUCUUAAAAGGGUUGACGACAUAACCCUUUGGGAGAAAAAACAAAGGUUGAGGAAGACCACCAAGGAAAAAAGAAAGAAGAAUUCGAACAACAACAACAACAACAACAACAAGAUAAAGUUACGAAUUUUCCCUCUUUGUAACCUUUGUUUCUCUUCUUCCUCUUCCUCUACUUUUUUCCAUAAAGAUUCUGCCUUUGGAUUUCAAUUUCGUCUUCCUUUUUCGAUUUUGCCGCGUUUAACAUGACAUCUGCAAAACCCUACCCUAUUGUGGACGCCAUUGUUGAUUCCCACGAAUUUCGUUUUCCUAGAGAUUGCUUGUUCUAGCCCGAGCUAGGAGCUCAAGAUUUUUGAAGGAAAGUUUCGUUUUUUUUUUCUUUUUUGCGGAAUCGAAUCUGUUUUCUGCGUUAUGGGUUGUGUUCAAUGCAAAUGCUGUAGCCGAUAUCCGUCGUCGUCAUCAGAUGGAGAUUCUCGUGGACCUUUAGAAGCCAAUGGUAUUGUCAAAGGGAAAGAUCAGAAACCUCUUGGAUCUAUUCACGUUCCUUCUCCUAAUUUCGACAUGGUUUACUCUGUCUUAUCUCAACGAGGCUAUUAUCCUGAUUCACCUGAUAAAGAGAAUCAAGACACUUACUGCAUCAAAACCGAGCUUCAAGGUAACCCGAAUGUUCAUUUCUUCGGUGUGUUUGAUGGUCACGGCGUGUUUGGUACGCAGUGUUCGAAUUUUGUCAAGGAGAGGGUUGUGGAAAUGUUGUCUGAAGACCCAACUCUGCUUGAGGAUCCUGAGAAAGCUUACAAGUCUGCUUUUUUGAGGGUGAAUGAGGAGUUACACGAUAGUGAAAUCGAUGAUUCGAUGAGUGGUACUACUGCCAUUACGGUUCUUGUUGUUGGGGAUAAGAUUUAUGUUGCCAAUGUAGGGGAUUCGAGGGCGGUUCUUGCUGUUAAAGACAGGAAUCGGAUUCUAGCAGAGGAUUUGUCUUAUGAUCAAACGCCUUUUAGGAAAGAUGAAUGCGAGAGGGUGAAAGCGUGUGGAGCUAGAGUGCUGAGUGUGGAUCAAGUGGAAGGAUUGAAAGAUCCGAAUAUACAAACAUGGGCAAACGAAGAGAGCGAAGGAGGUGAUCCGCCGAGACUUUGGGUACAAAACGGGAUGUAUCCGGGAACCGCAUUUACAAGGAGUGUUGGAGAUUUUACAGCUGAGAGCAUUGGAGUUACUGCAGAACCAGAAGUGUCAAUGGUUCAUCUUUCGCCUAACCAUUUGUUCUUUGUUGUUGCAAGCGAUGGGAUUUUCGAGUUUCUUCCAAGCCAAGCUGUUGUUGAUAUGGUGGGGAGAUACGCUGAUCCGCGUGAUGGAUGCGCUGCAGCUGCAGCGGAAUCAUACAAACUGUGGUUGGAGCAUGAGAAUAGGACAGAUGAUAUCACAAUUAUCAUUGUACAGAUUAAAAAGCUGUCUAAUGAAUGAUUCACAUUCCUAUUUGCCCCUUUGUUUGAUUCUUCUGUACUGUAUGUCACAGAUUCCAUCUAACUAUAUAGCAAAGUUAAAAGUAAUGCUCUCUCUUUUGUGUAUGAGCUUCUUUUACCAAAGAUUAAAUGACGUGUUUACUACG
Molecule: messenger RNA, 1922 nt
Organism: Arabidopsis lyrata subsp. lyrata
Lineage: Eukaryota; Viridiplantae; Streptophyta; Magnoliopsida; Brassicales; Brassicaceae
Product: probable protein phosphatase 2C 35
Exons: 2
Coding region: 731-1777 (348 amino acids)
Biological process (GO): protein dephosphorylation
Cellular component (GO): nucleus; cytosol
Molecular function (GO): cation binding; protein serine/threonine phosphatase activity
Source: RefSeq, a predicted model, not a curated record